Molecule: messenger RNA, 1143 nt
Organism: Anneissia japonica
Lineage: Eukaryota; Metazoa; Echinodermata; Crinoidea; Comatulida; Comatulidae
Exons: 5
Coding region: 37-1143 (368 amino acids)
Molecular function (GO): serine-type endopeptidase inhibitor activity
Source: RefSeq, a predicted model, not a curated record
GGUUAUAAAUAAAUAUAAUUCAUUUCAUUAGUUAUUAUGGCUGUACAAUGUAUGACUGUUUUUGCGAGCACCCCACCUUCAGACGUUUGUCCCGAUGCUCCAGAGUGUAUCGAGCUAGCAUCUAUACAGGAACCAAUCUGUUGGAAUCUUCAGGCAUCUUGCGUUGAUAACAGAUGCUUAUGCCUGAAAGAUGGAUACAAUCCUUGCAACUGCCGACCGGAAGUUGGGGACUGCCAAGUCAAAGUAGCUGAUUACUCUGGUUCAGCUGCAACCGCGUACAUGGGCCGACGACAAAUCAAAACUAACAGUUGUGUGAAGGAACAUCAGGUUUCUCAGCAACAAGUGCACGUGAUAUCCAUGCAUCGCGGGAUUGAAGUUGGGGAUAACAUGGAGGACACAACAGUUGAUGUACAACCACCGAAAGGCGGCAAUCCACAGAAUGCGGUGGUGUUGGUGCUUGCUUCGUAUAAAGCCGUCAGAUGGGUUAUCAACCUGCCAAGCUAUUUAAAUAUCCAUAGGCUCAUAAUUAUUGAAAGUGGACGCUACAACCAACCUGAUGCUAUUCUCAACCUUAACGGCAGUACUAUUUCGAAUCGAGAAAAGCUUUCAACGUCUGUCACUGGAUGGGGGGUUGGAGAUGACAGCGAUGGCUUCGGUAAUACACCCAGUUUACUAAAGUAUCUUCAAGAUCGCUUUGGUGAGGUGACUUCAUUUUCGGGUACAAUAAAAGCAAACAGAUGGAAUAUUUCGAUUGACAUAUUUCCAAAUUUGCCAGAAACUUCAACUUUAUCCCAAGAAUUUCCAACUACUGUUUCGGACAUUGACUCUAGACGUACUACUACGAAUGAUUCACUUGGUGAUUCUACAAUAAACCAAUCAACGACUGUGGAAACCUACUUAAAUGACACUGAUUCUGAUGGGGGUUCAUUCAGCAACUUUUGCCCUGUUUAUAUAUGCGAGAAAAUAUGUCUAUAUGGAUUUGACGUGGAUGAAUACGGAUGCGAAAUAUGCGAAUGCAACACUUCACCAGACGUAAUCUGUCCGGAUAUUAAUUGCCGAAUUUAUUGUGAGUAUGGCUACCAAAGAGGAUCAGAUGGCUGCGAACGAUGUAUAUGCCAACCACCUCCAGGUAAAGUACGGUAG